Molecule: messenger RNA, 3145 nt
Organism: Gasterosteus aculeatus aculeatus (three-spined stickleback)
Lineage: Eukaryota; Metazoa; Chordata; Actinopteri; Perciformes; Gasterosteidae
Gene: notchl
Product: notch receptor, like
Biological process (GO): multicellular organism development; cell differentiation; Notch signaling pathway
Cellular component (GO): membrane
Molecular function (GO): protein binding
Source: RefSeq, a predicted model, not a curated record
UACGGGCGACACAGUCAUCACCCUCCUAUUCUUCUCUACACAGUGGCAGGAAGUUGUCCAGAUAUCCGCAGGGCCUCUACAAAAAAAAGAAAAAGAAAAGAGCGAGUGAACAAAGUGGGGCUGGGUGGUGGUGUUGAAAGGUGUUGGUGCUACUGGUGGCGGCUGCUUGCAGCGCGCGAUGGGACCUGGCCACUUUUAUUCCGAGUUGGCGGCGGAGCGGCAGGACGAGCGGUCAGUGUGAAACGCUGUGAGCCUCUCGGAGGUCGGAGGUCAGAGGUCAGAGGCAGGCCGACAAGACAACUGAAGAGAGAGCGAGAGAAGAUCCCGAAGAUGUUGGCUCUGAGGACGUUUGUCCUGCUGGGACUGAGCUGGACGUGUCGAGCCGCGUCCGGUGAUCCGUGGGGACAGUGUCCAGUCAACAGAAAGUGUAAGGACAAGUUUGGAAACGGGUCAUGUGACAACGAGUGCAUGGAGCCCGAGUGCCUCCGAGACGGCUUCGACUGCCUGAAGGACAGGGGCCACUGCAAUCCGGGGCACAUCCAGUACUGCCGCGAUCACUACGCCAACUCCCACUGCGAGCAGGGCUGCGACAGCGCCCCCUGCGGGUGGGACGGCAGCGACUGCUUCACCCACCGGAGCCCCAUGUGGGCCAGAGGCACUCUGGUCCUUCACGCCAGCCUCCCAGCACACCGGGGGGCCUUCGCCAACAGCUCCCUGCUCUGGGCGCUCAGCGUCCUCCUCCAGUCGCCGCUCAAGCUGAGGGGGUCGGCGCCGCUCGCCACCGGCAGGAACCUGUUUGACUUCGACGCCCAGCAACUCGCCGACCUGCUGGCUCAGGCCUCCGCGGGGGACUCGAACGGCUCCCUCCUUUUCCUCCAAGUGGACAACAGGCCAUGCACCAGUCAGCCGUCGACGUGUUUCCCUUAUGCCACCGAGGCGGCCAGUUUCCUGCGUGCCGUGAUGCUGCUGAAGCCCGGCUGGUUCUCCUCCCUCCCGGAGCUGAAGGCCGUCGUCAGCAUUAGGGGCGUGCGAGAGGAAAUAGGAAGCCGUGAGGAGGAAACGGUGAGAGAGGAAGUCAAAGAGCCGACCCGUGCGUGGCUGUGGGCCGUGGUCGCCGUGGCGAUCGGCCUGCUGCUGGUUCUGGCCCUGGUGGCCUUCCUGGUGGUGAGGAGGGUGAGGCGGCAGCACGCACUGAGGGAAGAUGACACCCACAGGGUGAGACACCGGUCCACCGUCACCGACAGCGACCCCAAAGCCAAGGCGCCGCAGCCGCCGCCGCACGCCGCCAACCAAGAGCAGAGGGUCCGACCCAGCAGAGAGAAAGAGAAGAGCAGCUUCCAGAGGAAGAAGAAGAAGGCGAAGGAGGCGGAGAAAAAGAGAAGGAGGGAGCCGCUGGGGGAGGACGCCAUUCGAAUGCGGCCCCUCAAACGGGAACAGGACAUAGGAAGCGACACAGACUUUACCCAGAGUUCCAUGGAAGACAUCAACGCCAGAUGCUCCAGACGACAAGAAGACGCCUCCAUCUGUGACCACAGGAGCCCGGAGCAGAAACACUACCGGGCUGGAAGCUCUCAGCCCCGGAGACCCGCACAGCCUCCGCCUAGAGGAUGGGAGAUGGGAAACGCCAUUCCUCCCCCUCUGCUCAGUCCUCCCCAGCAGUCGGCAGAGUGGUGCGGCCCGGACGGCUCCGUGGUUCUGAUCCGAGCGGUGCGCAGCGGGUUGGACCGGGUGGUCCUGGAGCUGCUGCGAGCCGGAGUACCGGUGAACAACACGGAUCACACUGGGAGAUCGGCCCUGCACUGGGCAUGCUCAGUAAACCAUCUCACCCUAACAAGGACCCUCAUUCGCUACGGGGCGGCCGUGGACCUGCAAGACAACAAGGGCGAGACGUCGCUCUUCCUCUCCGCCCUCCAUGGCUGCUACGAUACGGCCAGGCUUCUCCUCCUCCACGGCGCCAACCUGGAGCUGCACGACCGCAGAGGACGCCGUCCGAUCGACGUGGCCAGGGAGGGCAUUCACCACCAGGUCCUGGAACUCCUGUUGGCUCACCAAAUUCAGAGGGGGCCGGUUCCCGUUGACACGGCCAACGAGAUGCUGUGGGAGGAGCGCGCUCUGAUGUACUCGUCAUGGGUCGGAUCGCAGGGCAUGCCCGGAAGAAGUGCGUCCUUCUCCGGGAUCAUAGGGCACCGAGAUAUGACCCCACCUCCGCAAAAUGAUUGGUCAAUGAGCCGCGUGCAGUACCCCUCCCCUCAGAACUGGCGACCGCAGCUCAACCAAUCAACGACUGCGCUGGUCCCACCGAGGGUCAUGGGCCGCUCCCCUCGGCCAAUCAGCACCUUACAGGAGGUGACCUCAGAAGACGAGGAUCGCGAUAGGCAUCACGAAGUCCCCAGAGCUGCAACGCCUCACUUCCUGUCACCCCAGCCUGCGCCUCGGCAGCGUUCCUUCUCCUGCACCCAGCAUGCAUUGCAGCGCCGCUCCAGUGCCCACCAGCCAGAGCCCAAUUAUGUCAUUGUGACAGACAGAACAGCCAAUGAGCACAUAGAGAGAGUGGUUGUUUCACCUCCCGCAGACGCCGCCGCCCAUUCAGAUCAUCGCCCGCCGGUUGUGAGCGGCGACCAUCCCGGUAGAGCAGACCAGGCAAGGCCGAGUCCACCUCAUUCAGAGCAGAAAUCCAGAGGUGAGAGGUCAAACAACACAACCGACUCAACACAGACAGCCUUGUAGAGAAACAAGCAACACAACUCCAGCUGCUUUUCCACUCAGCCCAAAGGAACAGCAUCGAAGAACACGUGAAGAUAACGACGUACAAUGAAGCUACUGCUGUAUAUUGAGAUAUUAAUUAUUGUUCAAUGUGCAUCUGCCGGCCGCAGCAUCGCCCCAGUUUUCACUCAGCCUGACCUAAAUUAGUGUUAUUAUAUUUUUUACUGAGAGGGGUUUAGUAUCUUUGUCAAUGUUCUGUGACACGACAGUUAGAUGCAUAUCUGUCAAACACAGGAUGGAGGUCACGUGUAGACUGCCACAUCUUAUGCCACAUGAUAUUGUAAUGUGUUUGUAUUAGGGUUGGAUCCUGAGAAACAUUCAAAGAGAAAUGAUGAAAUAAGAAACGUGUACAUUGUUGCACAAAGAUGUUGCUGAUUCAUGC